UAUACAAAUCUAUUUUAAAACACCAUUGCCCGUUGCGAAGAUUGAUGUGAUUGCUAUCCCUGAUCUCCCCUCAGUUCGAUAUGUCAGCACAUGUGGCAUGCUGAUAGUAAGAGAGGCUGAAUUGCUUAAAAAUGGUGUUUUUGACAUUUCGCGGGAACUUAUCUAUCAAUGGAUUGGUAUAUGGAUAACUCCUGAUUGGUGGACUGAUGCCAAAGUAAACAAAGCACUAAUAAGUUUUAUAGCAUCAGAAAUAGUAACUGAAAUAAAUGAUGGAGUAGAGUUUAAUGGCAAAUAUCCAAUGACAAUUCUUUACUCAUUGUAUUAUGAGUUAAGCAAGAGGUAUCCCCAUUCUCGCAUAACCGGAAUGAAACAGGAGUCUACGUCUUUCAAAGUGGAGCUUGUUAUUCGAAUGCUUAGACUUUCCCUAGGAGAGCAUACAUUUAAAAUCGCAAUACAAAGAUUAAUUUGCGAUCACAAAUUCAAUACAUAUAAAGCGGUUGACCUGUGGAAUGUUAUUUCCGAACAAGCUAAAGAAGAUAAUACGCUUGAUAGUAAGCUUAGUAUAUUAAAUAUUGCCGAGUCUUGGUUACAGCAAAGCCGUCUGCCACUUAUCACAAUAACGAGAGACUACAAUUUGGGAACUGCAAAUAUUCAACAAAAAGUGUAUCUUCGGGAGAGACCCCACGAUGUACCCGAGCAAGACAAAAUGCUAUGGUGGAUCCCCAUUGCGUUAGUUCGACAAGAUACUCUUAAUUUUCUUAAAUAUAGUCCAUAUACAUGGAUAAAUAAGACUAAGCAAACUACAAUUUUUAAUAUGCCAAGUCAAACAAAGUUUAUAAUUGCUAACCAAGAGGAAAUCGGACCAUUUCCGGUUAACUAUGACGAUAAAAAUUGGAAUAUGUUGCAAAUAUUUCUAAGAACAGACGCUGGAAGGGAAUCAACACCAGUAUAUACGAGUAUGACAAUGAAUCUUAAAAAAGAUCGAUCACCGAGAAGACCCAAUCCGACCGUGGACCCGGUCAUUAUAAUUAAAUUUGAGCACGUGGCCGAUAAGGUCGUAAUACUGCGGGCGGCUGGUGCGUACCGAAGAGGAGUUAAGCAGCGACUAACCCCUCAGCUGCUGGGUAUGAACUCGCUGCUGUUUAUCUGAAAAAGAAGCUCUCAAGAGAAAAUUAUAAGAUCUUUUGGGUCUUUACACGACAGGGGAUUGUUCACGUCAACCAAUGUGCGUUUAGAAUACGCAGAAGCUUUAUGUUCUUCAGAACUUUCUUUGCGGAAUGAAAUUUAGGAUUUUGCCAAAGGGCUUUUUUCUUGAUGAUGACUUGGAGAGCUCCGGACGACCAUAGUUUAUUUCAGCAGAUGACCAACACCUCAAUAAAGUGAAGGAAUUUGUGCACACAAAUCGUCAGUUGACU
This is a messenger RNA of Drosophila elegans, 1415 nucleotides long. Its product is annotated as leucyl-cystinyl aminopeptidase. The transcript has 4 exons. Gene Ontology annotation, biological process: peptide catabolic process; proteolysis. Gene Ontology annotation, molecular function: metalloaminopeptidase activity; zinc ion binding; peptide binding. Gene Ontology annotation, cellular component: cytoplasm. Lineage: Eukaryota; Metazoa; Arthropoda; Insecta; Diptera; Drosophilidae. The record is from RefSeq and is a predicted model, not a curated record. The coding region runs from base 98 to 1150 and encodes 350 amino acids.